Messenger RNA from Nomascus leucogenys (northern white-cheeked gibbon), 3011 nucleotides. RefSeq names its product cAMP responsive element modulator (gene CREM). Gene Ontology annotation, biological process: regulation of transcription by RNA polymerase II. Gene Ontology annotation, molecular function: protein binding; DNA-binding transcription factor activity, RNA polymerase II-specific; RNA polymerase II cis-regulatory region sequence-specific DNA binding. Bases 912 to 1448 code for a protein of 178 amino acids. The record is from RefSeq and is a predicted model, not a curated record. Gene Ontology annotation, cellular component: ATF4-CREB1 transcription factor complex; nucleus. Lineage: Eukaryota; Metazoa; Chordata; Mammalia; Primates; Hylobatidae. The transcript has 6 exons.
CACCUGGCCUGUUUGAAGUGUUUGAUCUAACUGAAACGAUGGUUUUUAUCUUUCACAUGCUAGAAAUAUAGAGAUUAAGAAGUAAUCUGUAUGCCGACUCAUGGAUUAUUUUAGUUAACUAAGAAUUAUCGUCCAUGCCAUGCAUGGAUCAUGAUUUUUUGAAGAAUUAGAAGACAAUUCUUAGCAGUCAGAAUUUUCUGAACAUAAUUACUCAUUUAAGUUCUUGUGACAUCAGCAGCUGUUUGUUUAUGAGUAUUGUUACUAUCGUACAAUAGUAUAUAUCUUACAAGGAGUAGGAAAUCAAGCUGAACUCUAUUAACCCUAUGAUGUAUGCCAAAAGUGACUGACUCUUCUGAAUUUCUGAUGGCUUCAUAUUUACUUGCCACUUGUCUCAUUUUUCUUCAAACUUGAGGAUUGUAAAUUUCCAUAUGUUUUAGAUUUAAACUUAGUUGUGAAUAAAGAGGAAUUUCUGACACUCACGUUCCUUGUUUAUAUGAUCAGAUUAUCAGUAAACAGUGUGGGAACAAAAGGCGUGAGCAGAACAUUCAGUGGGUUUGAUUCUUUGCAUCUAAUGUCAUUUAAUACUAGUUGUUUUGAUUGCCCUGGCCUUUCCAGAGCUUCUGCUAAUCAAGAAUAUACUUUGAAAAUCAUCAGAGACCUAGUAACUGUUGAGCUUGGUUUUGGCUGUCAGGCCCCUGUUCUGCUGAUGGAUUGAGGUAGCAACAAUUGCAGAGACAGAUGAAUCUGCCGAAUCAGAAGGUGUAAUUGAUUCUCAUAAGCGUAGAGAAAUCCUUUCACGAAGACCCUCUUAUAGGAAAAUACUGAACGAACUGUCCUCUGAUGUGCCUGGUGUUCCCAAGAUUGAAGAAGAAAGAUCAGAGGAAGAAGGAACACCACCUAACAUUGCUACCAUGGCAGUACCAACUAGCAUAUAUCAGACUAGCACGGGGCAAUACAUUGCUGUAGCCCAAGGUGGAACAAUCCAGAUUUCUAACCCAGGAUCUGAUGGUGUUCAGGGACUGCAGGCAUUAACAAUGACAAAUUCAGGAGCUCCUCCACCAGGUGCUACAAUUGUACAGUACGCAGCACAAUCAGCUGAUGGCACACAGCAGUUCUUUGUCCCAGGCAGCCAGGUUGUUGUUCAAGCUGCCACUGGUGACAUGCCAGCUUACCAGAUCCGAGCUCCUACCGCUGCUUUGCCACAGGGAGUGGUGAUGGCUGCAUCGCCCGGAAGUUUGCACAGUCCCCAGCAGCUGGCAGAAGAAGCAACACGCAAACGAGAGCUGAGGCUAAUGAAAAACAGGGAAGCUGCCCGGGAGUGUCGCAGGAAGAAGAAAGAAUAUGUCAAAUGUCUUGAAAAUCGUGUGGCUGUGCUUGAAAACCAAAACAAGACUCUCAUUGAGGAACUCAAGGCCCUCAAAGAUCUUUAUUGCCAUAAAGUAGAGUAACUGUCUUUGACUUGGACCUUGUUUACUGUGAACUCUAAUCAAGGCAGGAGAUGCAGCAGUUCUACUUAUUGCCAUGUGGACUUGUGGAAAGGACACGUGUGACCCUUAAGAAUCCAGUUUGGAUUAGUGUUUGAAAUUGAAUUGGGAAUGUUGUUCCAGGAUGUGGAAUGCAGCCGUGAUCACACUUACCGAGCUUACUUUGAUCUGUUUGUCAAUAGCAUGCAAAAAAUGCUUUGUUUGCCCUUUGCUUCUGCUUUUUUCAGGGAAGCUGCCAAAGAAUGUCGACGUCGAAAGAAAGAAUAUGUAAAAUGUCUGGAGAGCCGAGUUGCAGUGCUGGAAGUCCAGAACAAGAAGCUUAUAGAGGAGCUUGAAACCUUGAAAGACAUUUGUUCUCCCAAAACAGAUUAGUAGAAAUAUUUAACUAUGAACUGAAGACAGCAUGUAUAGUUGCUUUUGAAGGAAUACAAUAUAUAGCUGGCAAGAAUGGUGGCUUCUUUUCUUUGUAUCAUUCAUCUUCUUCUUUAAUCACUUAACAUUCCUAAAAUGCUUCACUGUACGUAGUUAAGUCAUAGCUAUAACUUCAAAUUUUUUAAAAGAGACAAACUGUAAAAAAUGUGUGUAUUCUUAAAAUGCAAUAUUUGUAAGGCUUGUUCCAAUGCCACAUACUUGCAGCUCCCAUUCUAUGUGUCAUCAAUAGUGUCCUAUGCAAUAAAAUUAUUUGUAGGUCUUUAAAUCAUCUUAGGAAAGGAUGAUCAAAAAUAAUGCAUCCAGCAGUACAAUAAAAGUAACCACAAAAAAUACCUCAGGAAAGAAGAGAAAGAAAGUCUAUCUAAUGACAUGCCUAUAUGAGAAGAAUAGCCUAGAUAUGAAUAUAUGGCAUUUGCAGAUUUUUAUAUUAGUCGCUUUGUUAAAAAAAAAAAAAGAUUGUAUUGCUGUCCUUGAAUGCCAUAGUCAAAGAGAGUUUUUAAUAGAACCAUGUUGGUUGCACUUUGUAGUGUUUGGUGCUCAUUUAAAUAUCUGAACAUUUACUACAGUUUUUAACUCCAUUGUGUCAUAUAAAAGAUCUUGCAGAAGUUCUUAGUGUCGGUUUAAUAUUACCUAAUGAAAGUGAUGACAUAUUUUUUACAUCUGGAAUGAGCCUGUUGGGAUCGCAUUGCAUACCUUCGGGGUACAAGUCAGUUUCUACACUGGGUGCUGAUCCUUGCACACGCCCUUUCUCCCAUCUCACAGUGGGGAUGGCCGCAGGGCUGUGCACCCAGAAGAAAAUGGCUGUUAGCGUUUCAGCCUUCAUAAUGGCCUGAGACUUUCUUUCGGUAGGUAGUCUGGAGCUGUCCGGCUGGUGGCCCCCUAUUUUGCCAUUUAGCGAACAACCACAGGAAUUUUAAAAACAAAAACAUCCCAAGAUUUUUUCGUUUCAAAACGCUUCAAAGUCCACAUUAGAUCAGAUACUCGGCUGUCAGCACAUUCAGCUGAGGCUGAUUACAACCGAGACUGCAAUGUGAUCUACGUUUCAUCUUGUUUUUAUAAUAAAAAGCUUCAGGGAACAAGCCCAAAGCCCUCACC